This is a messenger RNA of Leptidea sinapis, 1517 nucleotides long. RefSeq lists its product as uncharacterized. Bases 255 to 1028 code for a protein of 257 amino acids. Gene Ontology annotation, biological process: regulation of transcription by RNA polymerase II. Gene Ontology annotation, cellular component: nucleus; transcription regulator complex. NCBI's taxonomy places the organism in Eukaryota, Metazoa, Arthropoda, Insecta, Lepidoptera, Pieridae. The record is from RefSeq and is a predicted model, not a curated record. Gene Ontology annotation, molecular function: DNA binding. The transcript has 2 exons.
GUAUAAACUGCGUUAAGCGUGCCUCUCGCGUGUCCAUACAAAAACGACCCGCGCGUGCCCAUGCGCGUGCACACGCUCGUGAGCCCGUCGCGUGAUACUUCCGUGCAAUGGGGCACGCAUGCACGCGACGUGAUCACGCAUCACGUUGGACGGGUCCACGCGCGAAGCCCGCUAGCGGGUGCACGCGCGUGCUUGUUCAGUUGACAGCGCUAUCUCGAACCGACCGCACGCGCGUGCCCGGCCCAUAACAAAAAAUGACAAAUUUUGAUACAGAAAGGGUAAUUGUUGAAGUUCAGUGUCGUCCUGCCAUAUGGGACCAAUCAAGCGAAAUAUUUAAAGACCGGGACGCUAAAUCAAAAGCAUGGCUAGACAUUUGUAAAGUACUGUUUGAAAAUUUUGAUGACUGGAGUGAAGCAGAAAAAAACAUACAAGUGAAAAAGCUGCAGCAAAGAUGGAAAACUGCAAGAGACACUUAUAUAAGAGUGAGGUCUACUAAAAAAAAACUUAAAUCAGGCUCCGGUUCCAGGGCAAAUAAAACAUACGUUUACUAUAACAUGCUGUCAUUUUUAGAUUCAAACUCGAAUACUCAAGGAGAAGAAUCGGCAGACAAUUUUAAUCAGUCAGUAGAGCAAAACGCGUCACCGAGAACUUCACAAAAUAAUACGAUUAUUGAAGAAGAUUUGAUUAAUGUACCUAGCACCAGCUCCAGCGUUACCAAAGAAACACGAUCUUCCAAGAAACGUAAGUGCGAAUCGCCAACUGAUUUCGAAUUAGAGUUGUUAAAUUACGUGAAGAAUAACACUGCAGAUAAUAUGGACGAAGACUUGAAUUUUUUUAAGUCAUUAUUACCAACUGUAAAAAAAUUGAGUUGCUUUAAAAAAUUAUUAUUUCGUACGAAAGUAUUACAAGCUUUAAUUGAUAUUGAAAAAGAAAUGAUUAUUACCAUUGAUGACCUUUCAUUAACGCAAAAUACGGUAACGAAUGAUUUAGAAUCCUUAAAUGUAAGAUCAGAUACGAACAAUGAAUAAAUAGGUAACAAGAAAGACUUUGAAGAUUUGAUUAAGACUGUUUAAUUAUUAAGAACAAAAGAAAGAGAAGAACAUGAAGAACUAUUUAAGUUAGUAAAAAGCGCAAUUUUAUAUUUAUAUUUUUCUGGUCUCAUGUGCAAUUAUUAUGAUAUACAAGGGCAUUCGCCAAAAGUUUACAAGCCUUGAGGUGUCAUGUUCAUAAGGAAAGAAACGGGGUCGAUUCGGACACUUUUAUCUUAAACCCUAUUUUGGGGUCAAAUAAAAAAGUGUAUCAAUAGACCCCUUUUUUACUUAAUGGACCUUUUUUUUGAACCUACUCAUAACAUUGCUCCUUCAUAUGUCCUCUUCUUAAAUUUAAUCUUUUAUGUAGUAAACUGUGAUUAUGAUUGUGAUGAUAAAUAAGAAUUUAAAAUAAUAUUAGUACCCGAUCUAGUAAUAGAAGGGAAUAAUUAAUAAGGGAAAUAUUCAUAUGUAAAAACUUGCAAUCAA